AUGAAGAAAGGAGAUGGAAGUGAAGUGGAGAGACAAAAGUAUCAUCAUGUUGGGAAAAGGAGAAGGCGCGAGAACCGUUGGAGGAAUCGGCUUCAUCAUCAACAAGGAAUGGUCUUCAAAAAUCAUUGCCUGAAAGUUCAAAUGUUUAGCCAUUACGUGGAAAUGCAGAAAAUACUAUCUAGUUGGAAGGAGUCCAAUACCAUUCUGCUGUACAAGAAGGGCAAUCAUGAAGCUCUAAAGAACUAUCCUCCAAUAUACCUGCUCUCAUAUAUUUACAAGCUGUUCACCAAAACAACAAACGGACUCUCACAGAGUCUGGAUGAGCAGCAGCUUAGAGAGCAGGCAAGCUUUCAAAGGAAUUUCAGCACAAUGGACCAUAUUUUCACUAUAAACCAGCUAUUGGAAAGCUCAAGGGAAUACAAAUUCCCUUUAUGUAUUUCCUUCAUCGACUAUGAAAAAACGUUCAACAACGUAGAGAUCUACGCCGUGUCAAAAGCUCUUGCAGAGAAGGGCAUCAACACAAACUAUAUUACACUAUUAAAGGAGGCAAAUUCUAACUGCACUACAGAUAUAACUUUAUUUGAUAUUCCUCUUCGCAUCCCAGUUAAGAAAGGUGUGAAACAAGGAAACAUGGUUUCACUGAAACUCUUCACAGGCUGCCUCAAAAUGGUAAUGGGGUGGAUGAAUUGGAAGGGUGGAAUCAACAUCAAUGGACAGCAGUUAAGCCAUCUCAGAUUCAUGGAUGAUAUUUGUUGA
Molecule: messenger RNA, 756 nt
Organism: Mauremys reevesii (Reeves's turtle)
Lineage: Eukaryota; Metazoa; Chordata; Testudines; Geoemydidae
Exons: 2
Coding region: 1-756 (251 amino acids)
Source: RefSeq, a predicted model, not a curated record